This is a messenger RNA of Zasmidium cellare ATCC 36951, 594 nucleotides long. RefSeq lists its product as uncharacterized. The record is from RefSeq and is a predicted model, not a curated record. Lineage: Eukaryota; Fungi; Ascomycota; Dothideomycetes; Mycosphaerellales; Mycosphaerellaceae. The transcript has a single exon. Bases 1 to 594 code for a protein of 197 amino acids.
AUGGCGCAUCUGCUCGUCAACAAGCAGUACUUCGAGGAGUCGAGCAAGGUGUGGCUGCGCAGCAAGACAUUCUACUUCUGGCACAACCACGAUUUCGCCAAUUUCGUGUACGCGGACGGCCCCAUUCAGCGCUUCAUGCUGGGUUCCGUCACGAGGAUCGAGGUGAACGACGAGAUCAUAUCGGAGCAAGCAGAGCAACUUGCCUGCGUCCCGGCACUGCGAUCGCUCCGCGUGCAGAUGCGCGUCUUCCACAUGGAGUUCGCCGUCCCGGGUAAGAUGCCAUGGCUGGAUGACUAUACCGACGCCGAGUUGGCCAGCAUUCCGCACGUCUCGGCCCUGCUGUCAAUUCGUGGCCUCCGCCGCAUAAAGCUCAUGUGGCACUCCUUCUCUUUCGACUUUCCCAAACCCGAGCACCGCGUCAAAUGGGAGGCGUUCAAAGCUCGAGUCGAGGCCUUGAUCCACGACUUUGUGACUCAGCCGAGAGAGGAGACGGAGACGGGCUACAAGUCCCUACACUCGAGGAGGCUUUGGAGGAAAAGAAGGAGAUGGGCGUGGUCGAAUGGCCCGACAUAUCGCAGACUUCGGCGCCAGUAG